AUGCAAGCUGACAGUUGAAAGUGUGCUUUCUCUUCACGUCAGUGCUUAACUAUAGAAGACCUGCUGGGAAACCAGGUUCUUGUAUGAAAGCUUUAUGGUAGGGGAACAUUUUAGUAAUUUUGCAGUGACAUGACAAGUGAAGGUAAAGCAAACAAGCACUUUACUGGCGAGGAAACUAUGCGGCCCAUCUAAAAACCUAUUUUUGGGAGCAAUUUAACCAUUUUUAAGAGUUACUCUUUGUCAUUAUGAGAUGUCGUCCCUAACCGCUUCGUUUGUGCAAAUUAAAUUCAACGACCUUCAGUUCUAUGAAAGCUGUGGUGGCGGAAGUUUUGGGAGUGUUUACCGAGCUCAAUGGCUGUCACAAGAAAAGGAGGUGGCUGUGAAAAAGCUUCUCAAAAUAGAAAAAGAGGCAGAAAUACUCAGCAUGCUUAGUCACAGAAACAUCAUCCAGUUUUAUGGGGCUGUGCUUGAACCUCCUAAUUACUGCAUUGUUACAGAAUAUGCUGCUGGCGGAUCGCUAUAUGACUACAUCAAUAGUAACAUGAGUGAAGAAAUGGACAUGGAGCAUAUCAUGGCCUGGUCGAUGGAUGUAGCAAAAGGAAUGCAUUAUUUGCACAUGGAAGCCCCAAUACGAGUCAUUCACAGAGACCUCAAGUCCAGAAAUGUUGUUAUAACAGCCGAUGGCAUAUUAAAGAUUUGCGAUUUUGGGGCUUCAAGGUUCCACUCGCACACGACGCACAUGUCCCUUGUAGGGACCUUUCCUUGGAUGGCCCCAGAAGUAAUUCAGAGUCUUCCUGUAUCUGAAACAUGUGACACGUAUUCAUAUGGCGUGGUUCUUUGGGAAAUGCUAACAAGGGAAGUUCCUUUUAAAGGCUUGGAAGGGCUGCAAGUAGCUUGGCUUGUUGUAGAAAAAAACGAGAGAUUAACUAUUCCAAGCUCUUGUCCCAGAAGUUUUGCGGAACUAAUGCGCCAGUGUUGGGAUGCCGAUUCAAAGAAAAGACCAUCGUUUAAACAGAUCAUUUCCAACCUGGAGUCCAUGUCCAAUGACAGCAAACUUCCCGACCAGUGUAAUUCAUUUUUACAUAACAAAGCAGAAUGGAGAUGUGAGAUUGAAGAAACAUUGGAAAGGCUGAAGAAACUGGAGCGCGAUCUCAGCUAUAAAGAACAAGAGUUAAAGGAGCGCGAGAAACGUUUAAAAAUGUGGGAGAAAAAGCUCACGGAACAGUCUCACACGCCUCUGCUGCCUUCUUUUGAUAUUUGUUCAUGGACAGAAGAAGAUGUGUACAUGUGGAUGCUGCAACUGAUCAAGACAGAUGAUGCAUCCAUGUUGCAGAGUAUUUAUGCCACCUUGUUCAAAGAGCACCACAUUACAGGCAAAAGGCUGCUUCUUUUGGAAGAAAUGGAUUUGAAGGAUAUGGGCAUAGUCUCCAAAGGGCAUAUUAUUCAUAUAAAGACAGCAAUUGAAAAGUUAACUCAUGACUACCUGAAUCUUUUUCAUUUCCCUCCACUAAUCAAGGAUCUAGAAUUUGAAAACAAAGAAGAAGAAAAAAAUGUGAACCUAGAACUCGUUUUUGGAUAUCAUCUGAAGUCAGGAAAUAGUCCAGAGGACUGCAAAUGGAAAAUGUACAUGGAGCUAGACGGUGAUGAAAUUGCUAUAACAUAUAUUAAAGAUGUCAUGUUCAGCAGAAGCCACUCAGAUGCAGAGAUUCUAAGAAUGACAAAACCACCGUUCGUAAUGGAGAAAUGGAUAGUAGGCAUAACAGAAAAUGAAACUGUUGAGUGUUUGGUGACGUAUGAGAACGAUGUCAGGACUCCAAAAUUAACAAAGCACAUUCACAAAAUUCAUUGGAACAAGAUGAAAAUGCAAGAUGCCGUGAAGUCAGUCCAACUUGCAAUAAAGCCAUCGCUAGUAAACUCUGAAAGCAGGCCCAGCAACAAUUCCAGUGUCGACUGUGAGUGGAUAUACACACUGAGAAAGCGCCAGUUGGCCAUACACACGUCUCCUCAGCGUGCACCGGGCAUUCCUUGUUCUCAGUCCUCCAGCUUAACCAACCUAUCUCAAAUAUUACCAUAUCUUCACAACCAAGAAUCUUAUGCUGCUGCCGUAAGACGAACACGUGUCAGUACGACUUUACAAGUUACUCCCAUCAAUUAUUCUCGUAGUUCUUCACCAACACAAUUUGGACUGGCUAAAAAUAUGUCAUCCUUGUCUAUCCAAAGUUCCAAAUGCAGCAGUGCCUCGAGUACAGCUUCUGAUAGCCCUUCCGAGAGAGAGAAAUCAAGGGUCAACUCUAGGUAUCACCACAAUGCCCACAGCUCCAUCCAAAGGAGAAGUGGUGGAAAAAGCCCACAAGCCAGCACAGGAAAGUAUUACCGGCUUCCCCAAAUGACACGGGAUAAUCAGACAAGGUCCCAUGAACACAGGUCAAAUAGAACUGGCCACUACCAAAGCAGACACAUACCUGGAAUGCCAGUGAAAACAGAACCCACCACGUCUUCCAAUGGAGAAGACAACAAGGGUAAUAAUGAUAAUGGAUGGGUAAAAGUGGAAUAUUCAAAAAAAGGUCAUAAGCAUACCGGAGUAUCCAAGUCGAAACCUAAGGCAUUCGGACGUAAAUCACAAUAAUAUGUAAAAUAAGGGCUAUUAUUUAUUAAAAUAUACACUAAUUUAAUUAGGUUUAAUGCAAUCAAAUGUGCAAUGGGAUACACAUUUUCUUUUUAUAUCUAUAUUUUUACUUACCAUUGAAGUGUUUCUAUAAAAUUGUAAUUUUUU
Spea bombifrons (plains spadefoot toad) is the source of this 2773-nucleotide messenger RNA. It is a transcript of the gene MAP3K20, whose product is annotated as mitogen-activated protein kinase kinase kinase 20. Gene Ontology annotation, biological process: protein phosphorylation. Gene Ontology annotation, cellular component: cytoplasm. Bases 251 to 2626 code for a protein of 791 amino acids. The record is from RefSeq and is a predicted model, not a curated record. The transcript is spliced from 20 exons. Gene Ontology annotation, molecular function: ATP binding; protein kinase activity; protein binding. NCBI's taxonomy places the organism in Eukaryota, Metazoa, Chordata, Amphibia, Anura, Pelobatidae.